GGGCCUGCGUGUCGGCGGCGAGGGGCGGGGCCGCGGCGCAGCGCGGGAAGUCCAGAUCCCGCGGCGACCCGAGCAUGAGCCUGGAGCGCGAGCUUCGCCAGCUGAGCAAGGCGAAGGCCAAGGCGCAGAGGGCCGGGCAGCGGCGCGAGGAGGCAGCGCUGUGCCACCAGCUGGGGGAGCUCCUGGCCGGCCAUGGCCGCUACGCCGAAGCCCUGGAGCAGCACUGGCAGGAGCUGCGGCUCCGGGAGAGCGCUGAGGACCCCCUGGGCUGUGCCGUGGCCCACCGCAAGAUCGGAGAGCGCCUGGCGGAGAUGGAGGACUACCCGACUGCCUUGCAGCACCAGCACCACUACCUGGAGCUAGCACAUUCCCUGCGCAACCACACGGAGCUGCAGAGGGCCUGGGCCACCAUUGGCCGCACCCACCUGGACAUCUAUGACCACUGCCAGUCGAGGGAUGCUCUGCUGCAGGCCCAGGCUGCCUUUGAGAAGAGCUUGGCUAUUGUGGAUGAGGAGCUGGAGGGGACAUUGGCUCAGGGAGAGCUGAAUGAGAUGAGGACCCGCCUCUACCUCAACCUGGGUCUUACCUUUGAGAGCCUGCAGCAGACAGCCCUGUGCAACGAUUACUUCAGGAAGAGCAUCUUCCUUGCGGAGCAGAACCACCUUUACGAGGACCUGUUCCGCGCCCGCUACAACCUGGGCACCGUCCACUGGCGCGCGGGCCAGCACUCCCAGGCUAUGCGCUGCUUGGAGGGUGCCCGGGAGUGUGCGCACACCAUGAGGAAGCGGUUCAUGGAGAGCGAGUGCUGCGUGGCCAUCGCACAGGUCCUCCAAGACCUGGGAGACUUUCUGGCUGCCAAGCGAGCCCUGAAGAAGGCCUACAGGCUGGGCUCCCAGAAGCCUGUGCAGAGAGCAGCCGUCUGUCAGAACCUCCAGCAUGUGCUGGCGGUGGUCCGACUGCAGCAACAGCUGGAAGAUGCCGAGGGAAGUGACCCUCAGGGCGCCAUGGCCAUCUGUGAGCAGCUAGGUGACCUCUUCUCCAAGGCAGGAGACUUUCCCAGGGCAGCUGAGGCUUACCAGAAGCAGCUACGUUUCGCUGAGCUGCUGGACAGACCGGGUGCCGAGCGGGCCAUCAUCCACGUGUCCCUGGCCGCCACACUGGGAGACAUGAAGGACCACCGUGGGGCCGUGCGCCACUAUGAGGAGGAGCUGAGGCUGCGCAGCGGCAACAUGCUGGAGGAGGCCAAGACCUGGCUGAACAUCGCACUGUCCCGUGAAGAGGCUGGCGAUGCCUACGAACUGCUGGCCCCAUGCUUCCAGAAGGCGCUCAGCUGUGCCCAGCAGGCCCAGCGGCCCCAGCUGCAGAGGCAGGUCUUGCAGCACCUCCAUACCGUGCAGCUGAGGCUGCAGCCCCAGGAGGCCCCUGGCACCGAAACCAGACUACAGGAGCUCAUUGUAGAUGAAGAUGAAGAUGAGGAGGAGGAGGCGGCAGCCACAGCGGAGUGCAAAGCCCUGGAGGCCAGUGAGGUGGAGCUCUCAGAGAGCGAGGAUGACGCCGAUGGCCUGACCCUGCAGCUGGAGGAGGAUGAGGAGCUGCAGGGCCGCCCGGGCCGGCGGAAGGGGAGCAAGUGGAACCGGCGGAACGACAUGGGGGAGACGCUGCUGCACCGAGCCUGCAUCGAGGGCCAGCUGCGCCGCGUCCAGGACCUCGUGAGGCAGGGCCACCCCCUGAACCCUCGGGACUACUGUGGCUGGACGCCUCUGCACGAGGCCUGCAACUACGGGCAUCUAGAAAUUGUCCGCUUCCUGCUGGAUCACGGGGCCGCAGUGGACGACCCAGGUGGCCAGGGCUGCGAAGGCAUCACCCCCCUGCAUGAUGCCCUCAACUGUGGCCACUUUGAGGUGGCUGAGCUGCUGCUUGAACGGGGGGCGUCCGUCACCCUCCGCACUCGAAAGGUGAGCCUGGUGGGGCAGAGGGCAAAGGUGAGGGUAUGGGGGCUGCUGUGCUCCUGUUCAACUGAUACCACACAGGGCCUCAGCCCGCUGGAGACGCUGCAGCAGUGGGUGAAGCUGUACCGCAGGGACCUGGACCUGGAGACGCGGCAGAAGGCCAGGGCCAUGGAAAUGCUGCUCCAGGCAGCCGCCUCAGGCCAAGAUCCCCACAGCUCCCAGGACUCCCUCACCAUCCCAAGUAGCCUUCUGUUUGACCCUGAGACCUCUCCUCCUCUGAGCCCCUGCCCAAAACCCCCCUCUAAUAGCACUAGACCCCCAGAGGCCUCUCAGGCCCGUGCCAGGGUCUCCCUAGGGCAGGCAGCACCAGCCGUGGCCAGGCCUCGGAGGAGCAGGCAUGGGCCAGCCAGCAGCAGCAGUUCGGAAGGUGAGGACAGCACAGGUCCCCCGCGGCUGUCCCAGAAGAGGCCUCGGUGCUUGGCCACAGCACAACAGGUGGCAGCCCGGACGCCUGGCCCUGCCAGCAACAGGGAAGCAGCCGCAGCCAGCAACAGCCGGGCAGCCUACCAGGCAGCCAUCCGGGGUGUGGGCAGUGCUCAGAGCCGGCUGGGGCCUCACCCACCGCGGGGCCAGAGCAAAGCCCUUGCCCCCCAGGCAGCGCUCAUCCCGGAGGAGGAGUGCCUGGCUGGAGACUGGCUGGAGCUGGACACGCCCCUGACCCGCAGCCGCCGGCCCCGCCCCCAGGGCACUGGGGACAGCCGCAGGCCUAGUAGUACCUCCGGGUCGGACAGUGAGGAGAGCAGGCCCCGUGCCCGAGCCAAGCAGGUCCGCCUGACCUGCGUGCAGAGUUGCAGUGCACCGGUCAAGGCAGGGCCCAGCAGCCUGUCUUCAGAACCCCCAGGAAGCCCCAGCACCACCAGGGUCUCAGAGCCCAGUGGGGACAGCUCUGCGGCAGGCCAGCCCUUGGGUCUGGCCAUGCCACCUCCCAUCCGGGUUCGAGUUCAAGUUCAGGAUCAUCUUUUCCUUAUCCCUGUCCCACACAGCAGUGAGACCCACUCUGUGGCCUGGCUGGCCGAGCAGGCGGCCCAGCGCUACUACCAGACCUGUGGGCUGCUGCCCAGGCUCACCCUACGGAAAGAGGGGGCCCUGCUGGCCCCACAGGACCCCAUCCCCGAUGUGCUGCAGAGCAAUGAUGAGGUGUUGGCUGAGGUAACUUCGUGGGACCUGCCUCCGUUGACCGACCGCUACCGCAGGGCCUGCCAGAGCCUGGGGCAAGGGGAGCACCAACAGGUGCUGCAAGCCGUGGAGCUCCAGGCCUCGGGCCUCUCAUUCAGCGCCUGCUCCCUGGCCCUGCACCAGGCCCAGCUUACACCCCUGCUGCGGGCCCUCAAGCUGCACACAGCACUCCGCGAGCUGCGCCUGGCAGGGAACCGGCUGGGGGACAAGUGUGUGGCUGAGCUGGUGGCUGCCCUGGGCACCAUGCCCAGCCUGGCCCUCCUCGACCUCUCCUCCAAUCACCUGGGUCCCGAAGGCCUACGCCAGCUUGCCAUGGGGCUCCCAGGCCAAGCCACCUUGCAGAGUUUGGAGGAGCUGGACUUAAGCAUGAACCCCCUGGGGGACGGCUGUGGCCAGGCCCUGGCCUCCCUCCUGCGCACCUGCCCCUUACUCAGCACCCUGCGUCUACAGGCCUGUGGCUUUGGCCCCAGCUUCUUCCCGAGCCACCAGACAGCACUGGGUAGUGCUUUCCAAGAUUCUGGCCCUGGUGCAGACGCUGAGCACCUGAAGACCCUGUGCCUGUCCUACAAUGCCUUGGGAGCCCCAUCCCUGGCCAGGACCCUGCAGAGCCUGCCCGCCCGCACCCUCCUGCACCUAGAGCUCAGCUCCGUGGCAGCCGGCAAGGGUGACUCAGGCCUCAUGGAGCCCAUAGUCCAAUACCUGGCCAAGGAAGGCUGUGCUCUGGCCCACCUGACCCUGUCUGCAAACCACCUGGGGGACAAGGCCAUUAGAGACCUGUGCAGAUGUCUCUCUCUGUGCCCCUCACUCAUCUCGCUCGAUCUGUCCGCAAACCCUGAGAUCAGCUGUGUCAGCCUGGAAGAGCUCCUGUCUACCCUCCAAAAGCGGCCCCAAGGCCUUAGCUUCCUUGGCUUGUCAGGCUGCGCCAUCCAGGGUCCCCUGGGCCUGGGCUUGUGGGACAAGAUCGCCGCGCAGCUCCGGGAACUGCAGCUGUGCAGCAGACGCCUCUGCGCCGAGGACCGGGACGCCCUGCGCCAGCUGCGGCCCAGUCGGCCGUGCCCCGGCGAGUGCACGCUGGACCACGGCUCCAAGCUCUUCUUCCGGCGCCUCUGACCCCGGCGCCGCCUUUCCCCACCCUCACCGAAGCCCCUAAUAAAUGAAGCUGCUGGCCGGACGCGA
Cercocebus atys (sooty mangabey) is the source of this 4361-nucleotide messenger RNA. RefSeq names its product tonsoku-like, DNA repair protein (gene TONSL). Lineage: Eukaryota; Metazoa; Chordata; Mammalia; Primates; Cercopithecidae. The record is from RefSeq and is a predicted model, not a curated record. The transcript has 25 exons. Gene Ontology annotation, molecular function: protein binding. Bases 75 to 4295 code for a protein of 1406 amino acids.